UUUGGCAGCCCUCGCCUCAUCUUGCAAGUAGCAGUCAACAACAGACCAUCAUCCAUCAUGACCGACAGGUGGAUCCAUCAUGUCGCGCUCCUGCUGUGCUUCUCCACCACAGCCCUCUCCAUCGACUACAGAAAGCUUCAGCUCCAACAAAGCAACGUCACUUCGACAUGCCAGGAGCUCCUGAAACAGCUGGAUCAAAACAUCUGCCUCAACGACAGGCUGGAAUUCAAGAUCCCUGUGGCGGUGAAGCACCCACAACAGAUGGAGAAGAGUUACACUGCCUUCACCAUUCAACAGAUGCUCCAGAACAUCUUUCUUCUCUUCAAAACAGAUUUCUCCAGCACUGGAUGGAAUAACACCAUCAUUGAAAGCCUCUUGGGUAUACUCAGUGCGCAGGCAGAGUCUCUGGAGACAAUUCUCAAAGAAAAGCAAGAGAAGGAAAAACUGGCUUGGGUGACUGCCCCAACUACUUCACGCUUGAAGAGCUAUUACUGGAGGGUGCAAAAGUUCCUUGAAAACAAGAGGUACAGCCGCUGCGCCUGGAUGGUGGUCCACGCAGAAAUCUCCAGGAACUUUUACAUGAUUGAAAAAAUGACUAAGAACUUCCAGAGCUGAUGGCUCUGGGACUGGGUGAUGGCUGCAGGCAAUCUUUAAGCAUCAGAGACUCACUCUGUGACUGGUAGUGAAUGUCCUGCAUUUGAAAGGUCAAAGAAAGACUUUGAAAUGUUAUUUAUAACUUAAAUUAUUUUUUUUACUCUUUAUUUAAAUUCUAACCUUGGAAAAUAAAAUAUUUAGAUACAAAA
Molecule: messenger RNA, 803 nt
Organism: Meriones unguiculatus (Mongolian gerbil)
Lineage: Eukaryota; Metazoa; Chordata; Mammalia; Rodentia; Muridae
Gene: Ifnb1
Product: interferon beta 1
Exons: 1
Coding region: 58-615 (185 amino acids)
Biological process (GO): defense response; natural killer cell activation involved in immune response; B cell differentiation
Cellular component (GO): extracellular region
Molecular function (GO): cytokine activity; type I interferon receptor binding
Source: RefSeq, a predicted model, not a curated record